This is a messenger RNA of Lodderomyces parapsilosis, 2751 nucleotides long. RefSeq lists its product as uncharacterized. Gene Ontology annotation, biological process: regulation of transcription by RNA polymerase II. Gene Ontology annotation, molecular function: RNA polymerase II cis-regulatory region sequence-specific DNA binding; DNA-binding transcription factor activity, RNA polymerase II-specific. The transcript has a single exon. Bases 1 to 2751 code for a protein of 916 amino acids. Lineage: Eukaryota; Fungi; Ascomycota; Pichiomycetes; Serinales; Debaryomycetaceae. The record is from RefSeq and is a predicted model, not a curated record.
AUGAGCUAUCUAGAACAUUCGCAACCACCAAAGCACCUGUCACAACAUCAAUCACCGCCUGGGCAACAACAAUCAACUCAAUCGCAAUCGCAGUAUCCACCACAAAUGAGCAAUAACAUUUUUUCCAAUCAAUCAUUCCAAAGAUCGCAACAGCAACAACACCAACAACAACAACUGCAACAACACCAACAACAACAACAACAACUGCAACAGCAGCAACACCAACAACAACUGCAACAGCAGCAUUCACAAACGUUGCAAUCAAUUCCGCCUCAACAAUUUGGUCCUCGAAGUAGAGGAGACUCAAUUUUUUUACCUCCACCAAUAUCAUCAUCACAAAUUCGACCAACUUCUGAGCAAUCGUAUGAAACGACAUCAGGAAAUCCGCGCUUGAACCAAUCAACUGGUAAUCCACUUGGAUCACGCUCAAACAGUAUAUUUAGUUCCCUCAUCAAUUUACCAGGAUCCAAUGGCAACUCCAUUAGUGAGCAAUCGGGUCCUCCUACGCAACAACUACACCAGGCUUCUACUUCUGCGGGCGGAAGCAAGACUGCUGGGGCCACCGGAAACCAGGCUCCCAAUUUACCACCAACAUCACGCUCACGGCAAAUGUCCUUAAUUCCAAAUCAAGAGUUUACUGUUGAAGAUUUGGAAAAUUUGUUUGGUAACAAUAGGGAAAGCAUGGCUAAUCUUUUUGCUUGGCAACAGGGUGAUUUGAAAUUUUCACUCAGUGGUGCACCUGGUGGGCCAGCUGGAAGCACCUCGAGUGUAACCGCUACAGGCGCUGGUGCUGGUGCCGGUGCCGUUGCGCCAAAUAAUAUCAGUAGCGCCAAAGGUAAAGGUGGGUCACUUGAUUUGUCAGCAUGGAUCGACAAUACCAACCAACCAGGCUCGAUAGGGUUCAGCAAUAGUAUUACGGAGAUAAUACAGAAUAUGAUAUCCAAUGGAUCAAUUGAUUUCACUAAUAUGAAUGAUCAACAACGUCGUGAUUCAAUUUUGAAAAUUCUAAACAAUCAAUCUACAUUGAGAAACCCUCGUGGAUCUAUUUCGUCGGCCAAUUCUUCGAAUACAAAUACCACUUUAAGGCAAGAUAUAUUUGAAAAGGGGAAAGAUUCAAGUAGCAAGCAAAAUACUGAUGUCGCAAAGCGUGGAAAAGAUCGAAAAGCUAGGCGACAAAGCAGCAAAGGCGAAAAGGAAGUAUCACCUACUUCGUCAGUCUCAUCAAAAGCAUCUAAGCCGAAUGAUGAACCACAAUCCCCAAAAACGUCCCCAAACAUGUACAAUAGAAGCAUAAUGGACCCAUCUGCUUACCCCACAUCUUCCUACAAUCAACGCCCUUCAAUGAAUUCACAGGGACAAAGGGUAUUCCAAACCAAUGCAAACCCAUUGUCCCCACCAAAUCAGUAUCAAUAUUCAUCAUACCCCAAUUUCAGCAAUCAACUUUCCUUUCUGGCGAUUCUGCCGGGGGGAAACAAUCGGCAAAGCAGCUUUAUGGGAGGAUACCAAUACUCAUUAUCAAAUCAACCACAGCAAGCUCAAGGACAGAUACCUCCACUGCAAAUGUUUGCACAACCUGGCCGUCAACAAAUGCAAUCCUAUCAGCAACCAUAUUUACAACAAGGGAUACCCCCACCACAACAACAGCAGCAACAGCAACAGCAACAACCACAAUACUACGUACCUCAACAGCAGCAAUUCCAGCAGCCUCCGCAGUAUGCGCAACCACAACAACAAGGACAACAACUGUUGCAACGACACCAGAAGCAACAACAACAACAACAACAGGUCGAAGGAUCAAGGUCAACUAAGAAAAAAAAGCAACCAUCAAAGCGUUCACGUAAAUCAAAGGAGAUUGCUGAGUCUGUCAAUCCACAAGCUGUUUCCCCCACCAAUCCCAAUCUAAUUCCAGCUCAACAGAUUGCCAGGUCCGAGGAUGGUCGGCCGCUUUUAGGAGCUACCAAGAUUGACCAAUUAAUGUUGGUGAUUCAAGCUCGUGAUAAAGGUGUAACUCAAGCAAUUGAUCAAGGACCUGACGGAAGUAUUUUGGCAGUACGUGAGGGUUAUGGACUCGGGGGUCAACCACUGCAAAGCGAGGUGGUUCCACGACCAGUUAGCCUUGUUGGUGGGAUUGAAAAACCACAUAAGUCCAAGUCGCACUCAUCACCUCAUCUGGAUGGGGAAGAUGUACAUGAUAGUAAACGUCAAAAGGUUAGAACACAACAAUGUCCUUAUUGCUUGAAAUACUUUACCCAAUCUACUCAUCUCGAAGUUCAUAUUCGUUCCCAUAUAGGGUACAAGCCUUACGAAUGUACAUAUUGCCACAAGAAAUUUACUCAAGGCGGCAAUUUACGAACACAUUUACGAUUACACACAGGUGAAAAACCAUUCACUUGUGACGUAUGUAAUAGGUCCUUCAGCAGGAAGGGCAACCUUGAAGCUCACAAACUCACUCAUGAAAAUGUGAAGCCAUUUGAAUGUAAAUUGGACAAUUGUGAUAAAUCAUUUACUCAAUUGGGAAAUUUGAAGUCACAUCAAAAUAGAUUCCAUUCACAAACUUUGAAUACAUUGACUCACAAGUUGGCUGAAUUGAGUGGGCCUGCUUUGGAAAGAUUGCCUCCUGAUGAGAAAGAAUUAUUGAUGUAUUUCAAAAGCUUGUAUAAGAACUCCAAUAAGGGAAUUAGAGGAAGAGGAAGGCAAAAGAAUGCUGGCUCUGUGGGUUCCGAUGGUAGUCCUGAGGAUGUGAAGGGGUAG